This is a messenger RNA of Echinops telfairi (small Madagascar hedgehog), 2216 nucleotides long. RefSeq names its product solute carrier family 30 member 7 (gene SLC30A7). Gene Ontology annotation, biological process: intracellular zinc ion homeostasis; transmembrane transport; zinc ion transport. The coding region runs from base 142 to 1278 and encodes 378 amino acids. Gene Ontology annotation, molecular function: zinc ion transmembrane transporter activity. Gene Ontology annotation, cellular component: membrane; Golgi apparatus. Lineage: Eukaryota; Metazoa; Chordata; Mammalia; Afrosoricida; Tenrecidae. The record is from RefSeq and is a predicted model, not a curated record. The transcript has 11 exons.
GUGUGUGUCUGUCUGGAAGCGGCGCGCGGCCGGGACGAGCUCUGGGAAUUCCCGUCCGAGCCGCCACCACUGUCACUGUCACCACCACACGGAGCCACUUCUACAGGGGAGUAGACCCGGCCCUUACGCCGGGCAGAGACGAUGUUACCCCUGUCCAUCAAGGAUGAUGAAUACAAACCAUCCAAGUUCAAUCUGUUCGGCAAGAUCUCGGGCUGGUUUAGGUCUAUCCUGUCGGACAAGACGUCUCGGAACCUGUUUUUCUUCCUGUGCCUGAAUCUCUCUUUCGCUUUUGUGGAACUGCUCUACGGCAUCUGGAGCAACUGUUUAGGCUUGAUUUCCGACUCUUUUCACAUGUUUUUCGAUAGCACUGCCAUUUUGGCUGGAUUGGCAGCUUCUGUUAUUUCCAAAUGGAGAGAUAAUGAUGCUUUCUCUUAUGGGUACGUUAGAGCGGAAGUUCUGGCUGGCUUUGUCAAUGGCCUCUUUUUGAUCUUCACUGCUUUUUUCAUUUUCUCAGAAGGCAUUGAGAGAGCAUUAGCCCCUCCUGAUGUGCACCAUGAGAGACUGCUACUUGUUUCAAUUCUUGGUUUUCUGGUAAACCUAGUGGGAAUAUUUGUUUUCAAGCAUGGCGGGCAUGGACAUUCUCAUGGCUCUGGCCACGGACACAGUCAUUCCCUUUUUAAUGGUGCUCUAGACCAGGCACACGGCCAUGGAGAUCACUUCCAUAGCCAUGAACUGAAACACGGUGUUGCACAUGGCCAUGGUCAUGCUCACGGGCAUGAGCACGGCCACUUCCAUUCCCACGAUGGUCCCUCCUUAAAAGAAACAUCCGGACCCAGCAAGCAGAUUUUACAAGGUGUAUUUUUACAUAUUCUAGCAGAUACACUCGGGAGUCUGGGUGUAAUUGCUUCUGCUAUCCUGAUGCAAAAUUUUGGUUUGAUGAUCGCAGAUCCUAUCUGUUCAAUUCUUAUAGCCAUGCUUAUAGUUAUAAGUGUUAUUCCUCUUUUAAGAGAAUCUGUUGGAAUAUUGAUGCAGCGAACUCCUCCCCUGUUGGAAAAUUCUCUGCCUCAGUGUUAUCAGAGGGUGCAGCAGUUACAAGGAGUUUACAAUUUACAAGAGCAGCAUUUCUGGACUUUAUGUUCUGAUGUUUAUGUUGGGACCUUGAAAUUAGUUGUAGCCCCUGAUGCUGAUGCAAGGUGGAUUUUAAGCCAAACACAUAAUAUUUUUACUCAGGCCGGCGUGAGACAGCUUUAUGUACAGAUUGACUUUGCAGCCAUGUAGUGAGUGCAAAGGAAUUUUUCUUUUAUUUUUACCAAUUUUUCUUCUGGUACUGUACAAUCAGAAAACAUUUUUUAAAGCGAUCACUACAAGCCCCAGCAGCAAGUAGACCAGACAGAGUCAGCCGUCUGUGACCUGCAAGGAGUUCACAGCUGAGGGAGCAGAAUUAAAAGGAUAUCUCCUGGACUUUCUGGUCUUGUCCUUUGUCGUCUUCCCUUCAAACCAGUGUGAUGUCCGAGGGUUCUGAUCUGGUUCCAGGGUGCUGGCUGUGCUUGUUUCCAUCCCUCGCCCUCAAGCCCCCAGCCAGUGGCUCUUCCCAGGCAGUGGGAAUUCAGACUGUGGCCCUCCGGGCUGCCGGAGUGUCUGCACGGAUGCUGCUUGAAACCACUGCUUUCGUUCCCACAAAAACCAGUGUUACUUAAAAAAAAAAAAAGAUGUGGAAAUCUGUUUUAUAUGUCAAGUCACCAUUGUUGAUGCUUUUCAGUAUAAUCAUAUGUUUGUAAAAAUUGUUUGUACUUUGCAAACUUAUGAACCAAACCAUAUUGGGUUUUCAAAGUGCCUUUGCAUCAGAAAAUGUAUUUGCCAGCAUAGAAAUGUACCAUCGAGGUCUUGUGUCUUUUUAAAAAUGGGUCCUCCAUAAUCUGUACAAAAUGUGACUCUCGCUAGUGAUGUAUACAGAUGGUUUUUUGAGGUAAUACUUCCAGCAUAGGCUCAGAUGUAUACAACCUUUCCUUUUAUUGUUUUAUCUUUUCAAAAAAUAAAAGUGUGUUAUUUUGGGUUUUAAAACAAAUUGAGUUAUCACAUGAAAUUACUUUGUAGACUGUUUUCAGAACCAUGCACCUACACCUGUUAUACAAAAAGUGUUGACUGAUUCAAUCAUUGCUAAAUUCCAAAUUUCUCUAAUGGCCUCUGUGUGUAUGAUAAAAGUUUCCUAGAUCGCC